This is a messenger RNA of Echinostoma caproni, 2499 nucleotides long. NCBI's taxonomy places the organism in Eukaryota, Metazoa, Platyhelminthes, Trematoda, Plagiorchiida, Echinostomatidae. The record is from the annotation of a GenBank genome assembly.
AUGCCCCUCGGCUCGUAUUCUCGCAGCUGGAGACGAUACGAGGCUUUGCAGGGCACGAACGACAGUGGGCAACGGCGGCAGAAUGGCGGUGCUACCGGGACACGGAGUGGCGAGGAGACAUUGAUAAUAUCUCGCGAGACACAGGAUCUGUCUGCGGCCAUUCAAUCGAUUAGUCAAGCCAGUGGGAAUUCUCACAAUGCUGAGAUAUCCGAUCCAGAGUUUGCGAAAACCAGCACCUGCAUUCCCGAUACCCUUUUCAAUAACUCCGUGAAAUCCUAUCAGCCAGAAGUACGAUCCCCAGACGAGUCAGGUGAUCGCGUCUCUCUCAGUCCUCAACAGGAACAACAACAACAACAACAACAAGGACAAGAACAACAAGUGAAGCAGAACGCAACAACAGACAAUGGUCUAGGCUUGAGUCGAUUUGCCUGGUCCGCUUUGUCCAACGAUGUGGACGCGUGGAUUGGCGAGGUAUCGGAGUAUCGCGAACAAACGCUGUCAGCGUACGAGUUGACUGAACGUUUAGGGGCUCGAACAACACGCUUGAAAUCGUGGAUACAGACAACGCAAUCCACCCUGGCCGACAUUCCGUCUGCGAAGGGUAUCGAGGCCGAUGAAUGCAUUGCACUGCUCAGUCAACUCAAGGCUAUUCGACUGGAAAUAGCUUCUAAAGUUGAACCCGUCAUAAAACUGGUAGACGAGGCUGAAACCUUGCUAGAGACCGUCGAGGAUAUGGCCAAUUCUCUCCCCUCUUCCAAAUCAAGCGAUGGUGAAGUAACGGGAAUGCCCACAUUGGGAUCCCAUUACGAAAUUCAACCGCAUAUGUUUGGCCCACUGUGUGAGGCUCGGUUGAUUCGCAAAACACACAGCUAUUUGUUGGACGAGGUCACCCGGAAAGCGAUGGGUCUCUACUCAGAGCUUAUCCGAACCGGUCAUCUGGCUUGGGUGACUAAUGAUUGCCAAAAAUCCAUUGAAGAUCACAAUUGCGAGGCCCUGUUUAGUGAGGAUAGUUUGGCUCAGAAUUCUUCACCGGACGAGGAAGACAACGGUGUGUCUCAUUACGUGGCCACCAAACCGGUUUCACAAGCGAUUCGGGUUCGACAGCUCGAGAUUCAACGACUUGAACUGGACGCAAUGGGUCCCGUUCUGGGAGCAGUUGCGCAACGGGUACAAGUCGAUGAUCAGUCGGAUAAGGACGAUGUUGAAAAGUUAUUGAAAAGCCUACAUGAAACACAGUCGCUUCAACAGAACCUUAUUCACACCACUCGAGCCAGAUGUCUUCGAGAGCAAGAGAAGUUGGAUCAGUUACAUCGACUUGAUGGGGCUUUGCGUAAUCAGGCUUCGUGGCUUUCGCUUCAAGCCAAACAAAUGGAUCGACUGGCUGAUCCUAGAGGAAUCACUGUUAAAUCCGUGCAAGCCGGUCUUGCCCGAUUUGAGGAGACAUGUAGUCAGCUCACAAACAACUGCUUGGAUCGGUUGGUUCAACUGGUGCAAUUGGCUUACGGUCCCAUUACACCCACCAUGACCAGUCAUGAAGAUGUGAUACGUGUGGUCACUUCGUUGCUUUCCGCGGCAGUCUCGGUCCCGUUGAGCGGCUCUGUGCGACCGUCAUCAUCAUCAGGUGUUGUCCACUAUCAUCCAGGUGGCUUACGAAAACUUAUCCGUGAACAAGUCUCGAUUUAUCGCCGUACAUUAGAAGCCAGAAAUCGAUGGAGUCGGCAUCUGAGAAACAUCGCUAAUUAUGAAUCCCAGAUGAACCGAUUCCAUUUGUUACUUGAAGAAAUUUCUGCGUCGUUAGUCCGGAUUUAUCGUCCUUCAAAACUGGUCCCUCGAUGCACCGAACAGCUCAAAGAAGUUCAGAAUGUCCUGGUCCGAUUGCGUGAAUACGAGUCAAGCGUGACCGAGAUGAUCGAAUACCUGCCGCAUCUGAAGCCGCUCUGUCAGAGCAAUGAAUGGAGUCGUGUUGUAGCCACAGGGCGAUCAAUGAAGCACCGGUUUGACUGUUUGAUUCGACGAGCCACUGAACGCAAGAGAAUGCUGAAACAAGCUUAUAAGGAAGACCUUCAGUUUGACACCGCUUACAAUCGGUUAGUUCGACUUUUCGAGACAGAACUGUUGGGUCCUUGCGUUUCCGACGGCAAUCUGGAGAACGAAGCCAAUUCGACCGCCUCUCGUCCCGCAUAUGUCUCAGUUACGGACAGCGAACGUUCGCAGUUCUGGUCUACAUUGCGCUGGGGUACAAAUUUGCGCGAACGUUGUACGCUUGCUGAUCCGGAAAGAGCCGUAUUGGAGGAAAUGCUCGAUCGCUUACGGGAAUUGUGGAAUCGUUGUGUUCAUCUCAAAUCGGAACGAUGCAAUUGUUUGCAGAGGGGUGGAGGUCGACAGACGUAUUUAAUUUUCUCUUUAUUUGGUUUUUGUCUGCACAAUAAAGUACUUCACACCGUCACUUUAAUAUUUGAUCCGGAACCGGAAACCAGUGCCUCUGGAGUUGAGCAUUGA